Messenger RNA from Labrus bergylta (ballan wrasse), 1291 nucleotides. The record is from RefSeq and is a predicted model, not a curated record. NCBI's taxonomy places the organism in Eukaryota, Metazoa, Chordata, Actinopteri, Labriformes, Labridae.
GUUUAAACGUGUCUGUUUUUAAUUAUUUUAUCCCUGAGUGGUGGCGACACCCUCCGACUGUGUAUCCGCUAUAAAGACACCUGAACCGGGUUUAUUUGAGACCUUUAAAACAGGCUAAGUGAGCAUGCUAGCGGGUAGCCCUCUGUUAGCGGAGGGCUGAGGAGCUGAAGUUGUUUAAUGUUGUUUUCGUUUUGAUUACUUUUAAAAAACCUCCAGAGUUCAGUUAAAUGUUAUCUCUGAUAUAAUAAUGUGUGUUUAAAUAUGUCGUAGGUUGAUGGAGAGUGUUUGAAAGAUGUGUUUUUAAAGUGUGAUGCACCUGUUGCGUCCUGAACCUGCUGUUUUAAAGCUUUUCACUCUCCGUUACUUUUUAAAAUGUGGCUUUAAAAGCUUCAAUAAAGCAGGAAAAUGUGUUUUUUUAAUAGUUCCUACAUUUGGUUUCAUCCCCCUCUCCCCUCUGAGUUUGCUGAGUUUCACUUCCUGGUUUCUCAGGUGAGCUGCGCAGAUCGAUCCAGAGCGACGAACGGAGAGCGAGGAACGACAACGAUGUUUGAGAAUGUCCCGACGGUGUCCACCGCAGAGCGUCAGCAGGUACUGGGAGCUCUGGAGCGUCUGCAGGCCAAACUGGUGCAGAGGGAGGAGUGGAGCCACAGCGAGACCCUGGGGACCCUGAGGGAGACCCUGCAGAGUCCUCUGUUCAGUCACAUCCUGACCCUGCAGCACUCCAUCAAACAGCUGCGACACCAGGUGAGGAGCACGCCGUCAACACGACAAACAGAGACACACUAAACUACAGAUACAAACUUUACCUGAGAAUAAGAAGAUGAAUAUCUGGAGUAUGGACGGGGUCUGAAACUAAAACCCGCCAAGCACCAAAUGCUGAUUCCAUUGUCUGUUUGGAGAAUAUUUCAGAGCGCCAUCGCCUCGUGGCGGGUAAAUGUUUGUAGAGUUUUACGCUAAUUUGUUGUAGCUGCAGCGUCUGUCUCCUGCUCCUCUCCUGUCUUUAUGUCAGACAACAUACACUGAUGCACAAUCAGGCGCCAGCCACAACGCUCUGCUGUUUUCCUCUGGUGCAAGGGAACGCAGUUGAUCCAUGGUCCCACCAGACCGAGUUCUACAGUUUGGUUUGCUCAUGAUCUGUUCUGUGCAGCCUGCAGCUUGCUCCGUCAAAACUAGACUAGCAGAUGUAGAAAUAUAUGUGAAAUAUGUGCAAAUUGGCUGAAAAGUCAGGGGCAGCUGUGGGUCAGUGGUUGAGUUUGUCGUCUCUUAACUGGAAGGUCGGGGGUUCAAUCCC